UAGCUUCUGUUGCAGACCUGAAGAUUAAGAUAUGCGUACGAUGGUAUGCCGUACAUCGAGUCGGUGAUUCGUGCUUCUUAAUGUCUCGCGGAAAGUGUCGUGUCCCGAAAUCUCGUCAUAUUUGCUUUCGUGUAACAUCCUCGGCAUCUUUAAUUGUGCCGUGAACAACGAAAAGCAGUACCUUUAAUGCCUUUGGUAAGCUAUUGCAUGCAGCAAAACACCCCUCUGCUGGUUGCUUAUUCACGGUGGGUAAUUUCCUUACCCGUCUAGAGGCGGGGAUGGUUGCACCCCCGUCUAUUCCUGGGAAUUGUGAGAACCUUGGACCUCGGAAAGUCAUUAUUAUGAGUCGGCAAGGUACAAACAUUAGGAGAAGGAGUGGAAGAGGAGUGAUCGUGAAUGAUGGGCACAAAAGCGGAAAUCGUUUCCAAUUAGCAAGGAGAGAAAUACCUGGUCGUAUUGAGGGUCUACCUUUGAGUUUGCUGGGAGACCGGUGUAAGUCUAGCUUCCUCUUAGAACGCUUGUCCAGAUCAACUAUUCACUUGUAUGUGUUGGCUAACAAAAAAGUUUGUGGAGUAAAUGGCGAGAUCCAAGAAUGAAGACAAACGGCUCAGGCAACACUGAUGUUCCAAAAACCAAACAUGUAUAAGAGAAACUUUGUUGUUCUAGGACCUGGG
Sclerotinia trifoliorum is the source of this 674-nucleotide messenger RNA. Lineage: Eukaryota; Fungi; Ascomycota; Leotiomycetes; Helotiales; Sclerotiniaceae. The record is from the annotation of a GenBank genome assembly.